Molecule: messenger RNA, 2359 nt
Organism: Stegastes partitus (bicolor damselfish)
Lineage: Eukaryota; Metazoa; Chordata; Actinopteri; Pomacentridae
Product: class I histocompatibility antigen, F10 alpha chain
Exons: 8
Coding region: 8-1189 (393 amino acids)
Biological process (GO): immune response
Cellular component (GO): external side of plasma membrane
Source: RefSeq, a predicted model, not a curated record
AUGGAGGAUGAUGCUGCAACUCUCCAUGUUUUCUCCUCAUUUCAGCUCCAACAGUCGAGCAGGACGCAGAGUUUUCAUCUGGACAGACUCACAGUUUCUUACAGUUGUAAAGAUUUCGAUCCAACAGGAGAAAAUGAGGAGCCUCAUUCUGAUGUUCCUCCUGGGCAUCGGAGGAGUGACGGCAGUGACCCACUCUCUGAAGUAUUUCUACACUGGGUCCUCUCAAGUCCCAAACUUCCCAGAGUUUGUGGCUGUUGGGAUGGUUGAUGAAAUUCAGAUGGUUCACUAUGACAGCAACACCAGGAAAGCAGUGCCCAAACAGGACUGGAUGGACAAAGUAACAAAAGAUGAUCCAAAGUAUUUGGAGGGUCAGACUGGGGGCUUGAUGGGUGAACAGCAGAACUUCAAAGCCAACAUUGAAAUUUUAAAGCAGCGCUUCAACCAAACUGGAGGUGUUCACAUUAACCAGAGGAUGUACGGCUGUGAAUGGGAUGAUGAGACAGAUGAGGUUAAUGGAUACUAUCAGUUUGGUUAUGAUGGAGAAGACUUCAUAUCACUUGACCUGAAGACAGAGACAUGGAUCGCUCCAAGACAACAGGCUGUCAUCACCAAACACAAGUGGGACAAUAACAAAGCUUGGAUUGCACAGCAAAAGAACUACCUCACCCAGAUCUGUCCUGAGUGGCUGAAGAAGUAUGUGAACUACGGGAGGAGCUCUCUGAUGAGAAAAGAGCCCAUUGUGUCUCUCCUCCAGAAGACUGCCUCCUCUCCGGUCACCUGCCACGCUACAGGUUUCUACCCCGACAGAGCCGACUUGUUCUGGACCAAAGAUGGAGAGGAGCUUCAUGAGGACGUGGACAAAGGAGAGAUCCUCCCCAACCAUGAUGGAAGCUUCCAGAUGAGUGUUGACCUGAAGGUUUCAUCCAUCGCACCUGAAGACCGGAAGAAAUACCACUGUGUGUUUCAGCUGUCUGGAGUCAACGACAUCAAAACCAAACUGGACAAAGCAGUGAUCAUUUCUAAUGAAGGGAAUCCUCUCUCCAUGAUCAUCCCCAUCGUUGUUGCUGUGGUGGUUCUUGCUGUCAUCGCUGUGGUUGGAUUCGUUGUCUACAAGAAGAAGAAGGACAAACGUCCUCCAUCUCCUGUUGACAACCGUGAGGUCCAGGAGGAAAUGCUUCCCAAGGCCUGAAUGACAAACACAACCCUGCACACAGUUUAUGGAUACAUUUUGCACUGAAACAAGGAGCGGUGUCGCCACAUUCUCCUCCAUAAACUGGGAAUUCAUUGGAUAUUAAUCAUUAACUGGUAGAAGAAGUGCUGAGGAUUGAGUUAGAAAUGCUUUUUGAUUCAAAUCCAGAUAACGUUGAAAAACAUGAGUCAUCAAACAAAGUGAUAUUAGAUUGUUUUGAGCAUUUAGUUCUAAUUAAAAAGUGGAAUUCCCUCUGAUCAAACACAGUGAUGACUGUCUGCAGAGAAGUAAAACGUAUUCAGACGAUAUUCAAAUCAUUCAAAGCAUCACAGCGUUCUUCAUACAAACACAAUGAAUCAGAGAAUUCUGAAACAAACAUACCGUACUUACAGUUAAAUAUUUCUGGUGUUGGGUUUUUCUGUAAAUCAAUGAAUCAAACAAUAAUGAAUACUGAUAAUACAGAUGUAGAUAUACACGUAUAAGCACGCACAUACAUUACAUUCAUUCCCCUUUUCAUAGACGUAUAUUCUGAGUGUCUGGUGAUAUAAUAACAUAUACAUUAAGAUCAAAUGCUGCACAUCAAUCAGCAAGUUUUUCAUCACUGUAGUGGUGAUCUUGAUUUGUCAGUAAUUUGUAGACAUUUUCUGGUUUCUGCCACAUCAUGAAAACAUUUUUAAAUUAAAAUUCACAAUAAUGUGCGUAAGUGAAAUAAAGAAUGACGCAUACAAUGAUGGACUGUAUCUCUACAAACGGACACACCUACAGUUCAAAUCUUUAGUUCCCAGUUGUGUAAAUAUUGUGUGUAAAGAUCUUGCUUUGAUUCCAACCAGGCCUAAGAAAGUUAUAAUAUAUUUCUUUGAAGUUGAUGAAGGCUUUGAUUAGGAUAGAGUGUUUUUGAUUCUUUUACGAUACAUAUGUUUUGAUCUUUAGUUUCAGAUUAGAAUUUAAUUUUAGUUGAGAUUUUGAAGAGUGGUGUGAUAGAGUUUAUGUUCUUGAAAAUAUUUCUUGCUAGUACUUAAGGACAAGAUAAUUUUUGUAAACAUUUAGAAAUUAUACAGUGAUGCUGAAAUCAAUUCUUGUGUUGAGUUCAUUGAAUAAUUAACUUGUGUUGCUGUUUCAUUCCUUUUGUACUUUUGCUUUGCUUUUCAAUAAAGUCCUUAAUAAUCCAAA